Molecule: messenger RNA, 2944 nt
Organism: Melopsittacus undulatus (budgerigar)
Lineage: Eukaryota; Metazoa; Chordata; Aves; Psittaciformes; Psittaculidae
Gene: OSBPL7
Product: oxysterol binding protein like 7
Exons: 23
Coding region: 137-2677 (846 amino acids)
Cellular component (GO): membrane; cytosol; intracellular membrane-bounded organelle
Molecular function (GO): cholesterol binding
Source: RefSeq, a predicted model, not a curated record
UGCAGCCGCCGGGCAGGAUGCGCCCGGCCCCGGCCGCCCGGCGGCUCCCACUGCUGUGACAGCCGAGCUCAGACCCACAGCACAGACCGAAGGAGGGGCUGGACCCGGUCCCUGCAUCCCCAUCUGCUCCCCGGCCAUGGGCAGCCACGAGAAGGAUGCGUCCUCCCCAAGAAGGGCCCUGUCGCGCUCCAACAGCACCGUGUCUUCCAAGCAGAGCAGCAUCCAGCAGGGUUCUGAGAGCUGGGAGGUGGUGGAGGAGCCUCGUGCACGGAGCAGCCCGGGCACGGAGCCGCAGCGGCACGAGGGGUAUCUGCUCAAGAAGAGGAAAUGGCCCCUGAAGGGCUGGCACAAGAGGUACUUUGUGCUGGAAAACGGCAUCCUGAAAUACGCCACCACACGCCAGGAUGUCCUCAAGGGCAAACUGCAUGGUGCCAUCGAUGUCCGUCUGGCCGUCAUGUCUGUCAACAAGAAGGCACAGAGGGUUGACCUGGACACGGAGGAGAACAUCUACCACCUCAAGAUCAAGUCCCCAGAGCUCUUCUCCAGCUGGGUGAGCAGCCUCUGCUCCCAUCACCAGGGCGAGAAGAGGGGGCCCGCAGGGACCAACACACAGGGCCAGUGGACAAGGAUCCUGCCCUCGGGCAGUGCUCCUGCCCUCUCCACCCUGGCCAGCUCCCGGGACAAGGUGAAUGCCUGGCUGAAGGACAGCGAGGGGCUGGAGCGCUGCUCGGCCGAGCUGGUGGAAUGCCAGGCGAAGCUGCAGGAGCUGAUGGGAAUGCUGCAGAGCCUGGAGGCGCUGCACCGCAUCCCCUCGGCACCCCUCAUCUCCAGCACCCAGCCUUCAGCCGCCACAGAGAGGCCAAAGAAAGGCAGAAGGAGCACCAGGAUCUGGUGCACUCAGAGCUUUGCCAAAGACGACACCAUUGGCAGGGUGGGCCGCCUGCAUGGCUCCGUCCCCAACCUCUCGCGCUACCUGGAGCCAUCCCAGAGCCAGCUUCCCUUCAGCCUCCCCCCGGAGUACACACAGCUACAGAGGAGCUUCUGGGCGCUGGCACAGAAAGUGCACGGCUCGCUCAGCAGUGUGGUGACGGCGCUGACGGUGGAGAGGGCCCGUCUGGAGGAGCUGCGGCUGGCGCUGGACCGGCGGCGCUCAGCACCGCGCCCCGGCAGCGCCGGCAACACCGGGGCUGCCCUGCGCCGCUUCCACUCCCUCUCCGUCUCCUCUGACGCCACCAUGGACUCCUUCGCGUCGCUGCUCCCCGAUGAGCCGGACACGCUGCCAGCCAAGGGCCGGGAGCAGCAGCUCUCCAACCGCAGCAUCGUGUCUCUGGCUGAUUCCCACACCGAGUUCUUCGAUGCCUGUGAGGUUUUCCUCUCCGCCAGCUCCUCUGAGAACGAGCCUUCGGACGAUGAAUCCUGCAUCAGCGAGGCCACCACCAGCGCCUGCGAGGACGCGGCCGAGCCCCCGACAGGCGCGGAGGGCCCGGGGGUACCCGCGGAGCCGCCGCCGGUGGAGCUGCCGGGUCCGGACCCGCAGCGGAGGAGCCGCCUGCCCGCACCGCCCGCCCCGUCGGGGGACGUGAGCCUAUGGGGGCUGCUGCGGAGCAGUGUGGGCAAGGACCUGUCCCGGGUGGCGCUGCCCGUGCAGCUCAAUGAGCCCCUCAAUACACUCCAGCGGCUCUGCGAGGAGCUCGAGUACAGCUCACUCCUGGACCGCGCCAGCCGUGCCCGAGACCCGCGGCAGCGCCUGGUCUAUGUGGCUGCCUUCGCCGUGUCUGCCUAUGCCUCCACCUACUACCGGGCGGGCAGCAAACCCUUCAACCCAGUGCUGGGAGAGACCUAUGAGUGUGUGAGGCCCGACCGCGGCUUCCGCUUCAUCAGCGAGCAGGUCUGCCACCACCCUCCCAUCUCCGCCUGCCACGCUGAGUCCGACAACUUCAUCUUCUGGCAAGACAUGAGGUGGAAGAAUAAGUUCUGGGGCAAGUCCCUGGAGAUCGUCCCUGUGGGCACCGUCAACGUGCAGCUGCCACGGACCGGGGACCACUUCCAAUGGAACAAGGUGACCACGUGCAUCCACAACGUGCUGAGCGGCCCGCGCUGGAUCGAGCACUAUGGCGAGGUGCUGAUCCGCAACACACGGGAUGCUGCCUACCACUGCAAGAUCACCUUCGGCAAGGCUCGGUACUGGGGCGCAGGGACCAACGAGGUGCAGGGUUUGGUGCUGAGCCGCAGCGGGGCCGUGGUGGAGCGCCUGGCCGGGAAGUGGCACGAGGGGCUGCACCGGGGGCCGGCACCAGGACACUGCAUCUGGAGGGCCAACCCCAUGCCCCGUGACCAUGAGAAGAACUACGGCUUCACCCAGUUCGCCCUGGAGCUGAACGAGCUGACGCCGGAGCUGCGCCGAGUCCUGCCCUCCACUGACACCCGCCUGCGGCCGGACCAGCGGUACCUGGAGGAAGGCAACGUCCCGGCGGCUGAGACACAGAAGCGCCAGAUCGAGCAGCUGCAGCGGGACCGGCGCCGGGUGAUGGAGGAGAACAACAUCACACACCAGGCUCGCUUCUUCAGACGGCUGAUGGAUGCUAAUGGCAAGGAGUCGUGGGUCACCAACAACACCUAUUGGAAGCUGCGUCUGGAUCCCGGCUUUGCCCACCUGGACAGCGCGGUGCUCUGGUAGUGACCCCCACAAUGGGGUGCUGAGCCCCCUCCAGGCUCAUCACAGCAGUGGGGCUGGUCCCCCCAGUAAAGGGGGUGUGGAGCCACCCCCCAAGCCUGGGGCAGAGCCUCAGGGCUGGCUGGGUCUCAAUGGGGCAGGGGCUGGCAGUGCCCCCCCUGCCCUGGGGGUCCUUGGCUCGCUGGGGGGAGCAGGCAGCAGGGGGUUGUGGGGUGCCCGCGGGCGGGCAGACCCCUCUGGCCCCCCAAGGGUUGCUCCAAUAAAGGCUGU